Lathyrus sativus (Indian pea) is the source of this 513-nucleotide messenger RNA. The record is from the annotation of a GenBank genome assembly. NCBI's taxonomy places the organism in Eukaryota, Viridiplantae, Streptophyta, Magnoliopsida, Fabales, Fabaceae.
AUGAUCAAAGAUGUUAACUUGGCACCAAAGAGAAAGAAGCAUCCUAGGUUUACAUUCAUAAAUGCUUUGGUAGAUGUGCCUGAUUUUAGGGAUGUAGUGAGUAGUAGAUGGAAUGUUGAGAUAGAGGGCAAACUCAUGCAGAAGUUGUGGAAUAAGUUGAAAAUACUCCAGCCAAUCCUAAAAGGAAUGAUCAAACAUUGGACUGAAGAGCUUCUUAACAACACUGAUAUUGAAGAAAAAAUCAUGAUGCAAAAUUCCAAAGUCAACUGGUUAAAGCUUGGAGAUGGCAGCAAUGCCUACUUCCAUGCCAUUGUGAAAGAGAAAAACAAACAAAAUGGAUUGCAUAGACUGGAAAAUAAUCAGGAUAAAAUUCUUGGUGAGUUUAAAGAUAUUGAGAAUGAGAUUAUCCAAUUCUACCAGGAGCUGAUUAGAACUAAUACUCAGAAUCUCAUGCAUGUGGAUGUUGAAGUCUUAAGAAGAGCGACCCAAUUGGAAGAGAAUCAUAGAGAGUAG